ACCUACAGGAAAUACCCAUCAUUUCAUUGAGAAACAGACUUCUGCUGUUGCAUCACAUUUCUGAGCUCUUCUGUCCUUGCAUUCCAAUGUUUGAUCUUGAAGGACGACUUGAUGAAACUGGCCAAGGACCCUCAGUUGGAUUUGACACCUUACGGGGAAUAUUGAUAUCCCAGGGGAAGGAGGCAGCUUUCAGAAAAGUUGUGCAAGCAACUAUGGUGAGAGAUCGUCAGCAUGGGCCAGUUGUGGAGCUCAACAGAAUACAGGUAAAACGCUCCAGGAGUAAAGGAGGACUGGCUGGGCCUGAUGGUACAAAGUCAGUUUUUGGGCAGAUGUGUGCGAAAAUGAGUUCCUUCAGCCCUGACAGCCUUCUGCUACCUCAUCGGGUUUGGAAAGUCAAGUUCGUUGGUGAAUCCGUGGAUGAUUGUGGUGGAGGUUACAGCGAAUCAAUUGCAGAAAUGUGUGAGGAGCUGCAGAAUGGGCUGACCCCUCUGUUAAUUGUGACACCAAAUGGAAGAGAUGAAUCUGGAGCUAACAGAGAUUGCUUCCUAUUAAAUCCUGCUGCCAAGUCUGUCUUGCACAUGAACAUGUUUCGUUUUCUGGGUGUACUGUUGGGCAUUGCUAUCCGGACCGGGAGCCCUCUGAGUCUCAACCUGGCUGAACCAGUAUGGAAACAGCUUGCAGGAAUGAACCUGACAAUUGCUGAUCUCAGUGAAGUUGAUAAAGAUUUUAUUCCUGGGCUUAUGUACAUUCGAGACAACGAAGCUACUUCAGAAGAAUUUGAAGCUAUGAGCCUGCCAUUCACUGUGCCUAAUGCAAGUGGUCAAGACAUUCAGCUGAGCUCCAAGUACACUCAUAUCACACUGGAUAAUAGAGCUGAAUAUGUGAGGCUGGCAAUAAACUACAGACUUCAUGAAUUUGACGACCAAGUGGCCGCGGUUCGUGAGGGCAUGGCCCGCGUCGUCCCCGUUCCUCUGCUUUCGCUCUUCACCGGAUACGAACUGGAAACCAUGGUCUGUGGAAGCCCAGAUAUUCCACUUCACCUUCUGAAAUCCGUAGCAACAUAUAAAGGCAUCGAACCAACAGCUUCCUUGAUACAGUGGUUCUGGGAGGUGAUGGAAUCCUUCUCCAACACGGAACGCUCGCUCUUCCUGCGUUUUGUGUGGGGCAGGACAAGGUUGCCCAGGACUAUUGCGGACUUCAGAGGGAGAGACUUUGUUAUUCAGGUGUUGGAUAAAUACAAUCCUCCAGACCACUUCCUUCCCGAGUCGUACACUUGCUUCUUUCUGCUGAAGCUGCCCAGAUAUUCCUGUAAGCAAGUGCUAGAGGAAAAACUGAAGUAUGCCAUUCACUUCUGCAAGUCCAUUGACACGGAUGAUUAUGCCCGGAUAGCACUGACGGGAGAGCCGGCUGCGGAUGACAGCAGCGAUGACUCUGAUAACGAAGAUGCCGAUUCUUUUGCUUCAGAUUCUACCCAGGACUACUUAACAGGGCAUUAAGAGCAUAAGAUGAAAGAGAGUUGUCACAAGCACUGAGGCAAAAUGCCAAAAUGACAAUGAAGCCAAGGACAGUUUAUAGUUCAGAAUAUAGAAUAUGUACAGCCAGAGUUAUGCUAAUCUGUUGACAUGGGGAAAGUGUGUUUGCUACUCACAGUAGGAACUAAAGGGUACAGCUUAAAUCAUCAGCUUAGAAUAAAUGGCACGGUAUGUGGGCAUUUAACAUUUAUUUUAAGAGCUGAAAGUGGCUCCCCCGUAAUGCUGCACUAUAUUUAGAACCUUUGUGUUUACUGAAGUGUUGUAAAUGUUUAUAUAAAUAUGGUAGUGCAGCAUCCAAAAGGCAGCAAAACCUUUAAAUUGUGGGUGCAAUAGUUUUUUUGUUAGGUUUUUUUUUUCAUAUAAAGUGUUGUGUUCUGUGCAUCUUCUUGAUUGUAUAUUGGAAAUACUGUGCAACAACUAAAUAGUAUUAUAAAUAUUUCAAUUAACUUUACUAGAAGUUUGUUAAAGAUUUUUGAACAUUGAAUUAACAUUAUUCCUUGAAAUUCUUCUAUAGAUGAUUAAAAAAAAAAUGGCCAUUAGGUUUACUUCCACCCUCGAUUUGUAUAUUUUAGCUUAUGCAUUAUGUAUCUCAAAUUUGAUACCUUUCUGCAAACAGCAUCAUAAUUCUUAUCAUGGAAAGUGUACUGUAUAUAAUUUGUGCCAUGUAAAUGCAAAAGUUAUAAUUUCCCUCCAAAUAAAAGUUCUGUCACAGAAAA
This is a messenger RNA of Tinamus guttatus (white-throated tinamou), 2248 nucleotides long. Lineage: Eukaryota; Metazoa; Chordata; Aves; Tinamiformes; Tinamidae. The record is from RefSeq and is a predicted model, not a curated record.